This is a messenger RNA of Racocetra fulgida, 262 nucleotides long. NCBI's taxonomy places the organism in Eukaryota, Fungi, Glomeromycota, Glomeromycetes, Diversisporales, Gigasporaceae. The record is from the annotation of a GenBank genome assembly.
AUGUUAAAGUGUUAUGAAUCAGAAUUUAUUAACCAAGACUAUAAUGAAGAAUCAAUAGAAUUAGAAGAUACUACCUAUCUUCACCAUCUUCAACUAAUGAUAGAACUGUUAGCUAGCAAUUGUGAAGUUGCAUUGCAAGAUGGGUUCUAUAUUACAAAUACUGUUACUGGUAAAUAUCUACAAUAUAAAAAAAACAAUACAAUUUAUCUUGAAUCUACUGAGGAGGCAUAUCAGAAAAUAAUUUGUCUUUAUUAUAAUAAGG